This is a messenger RNA of Myxocyprinus asiaticus (Chinese sucker), 2387 nucleotides long. RefSeq names its product PDZ and LIM domain protein 3-like. Gene Ontology annotation, biological process: actin cytoskeleton organization; heart development; muscle structure development. The record is from RefSeq and is a predicted model, not a curated record. Bases 171 to 1313 code for a protein of 380 amino acids. Gene Ontology annotation, cellular component: adherens junction; Z disc; stress fiber. Gene Ontology annotation, molecular function: actin binding; muscle alpha-actinin binding. The transcript is spliced from 8 exons. NCBI's taxonomy places the organism in Eukaryota, Metazoa, Chordata, Actinopteri, Cypriniformes, Catostomidae.
AGGGAUUCAGAGACAGACACUGGCUUCCAAUCAUAGUCGAGUGAGUGAUUGGUCCAGGGUAGGAGGGACAGGGUUGAUUAGUCUGUUCUGACUGCAAUUCUUCUGACCACAAAAAAAGAGAGUGUACUGAAGAACUGAGAAGUUCAACUUUAGGUAAAGAAAAGACAAAAAUGCCACAGAACGUGAUGCUGGAUGGGCCAGCCCCUUGGGGAUUUCGGCUUUCAGGAGGCAAAGACUUCAACCAGCCAUUGACUAUAACUCGGGUGACACCAGGCAGUAAAGCAUCACUAGUCAAUCUGUGUCCAGGAGACAUCAUCCUAGCUAUCCAGGGAGUGUCUGCAGACGGGAUGACUCAUGCUGAAGCUCAGAACAAGAUCAAAGAUGCCACCAAUCAGCUUUUCCUCAAGAUAGAGAGGCCAGAAACUAAACUCUGGUCUCCUCAAGUUAUAGAAGAAGGGAAAGUGAACCCAUUCAAAAUCAAUUUGGAGACAGAAAAGCAAGAAUGUAAACCCAUUGGCAUAGGUCAUAACAGAAGAGCACAGCCCUUUAUGGCUGCCGUCAGCCUGGAUGACAAUAAGCAGGUGGUGAGCUCCACCUACAAUACUCCCAUAGGCCUUUACUCUUCAGAUAACAUCCAGGAUGCCCUGCAUGGACAGAUCCAGGGUCUGGUGCAUGAAAAGCCUGAGGGUGACAGUGCAUCCCAGAGGGCCAUGCCUGGCAUCCCAACGGCUAGGUGUAAUGCAGCUGCUGACCCCAACAAAAAUGGGGCCCUCGCUCCUUCUGCUCAGUAUAACUCCCCCACUGAUUUAUACUCAGUAGACAAUGUCUCAAAUACACUACAGCAGGCUCAGAUGUCCACUGUAGUCAGGCAGGCAUCGCCCAGCCAUAAAACCCUCACAUCCAUUGAAGACUCCCAUGUGUACCGUAUGCUCCAGGAAGACCACAAGCAGCCACAUGAACCACGACAGUCUGGCUCAUUUAAGGCCUUGCAAGGCUUUGUAGAGAGUGAUGGCACAAAGUCUCUGGUGACAAGAAGUGUAAAAGCCCCAGUGACAAAGCCCCAGUCAGCCACAUCCUCACUACAGAAGCUGCCGCUCUGUGAUAAAUGUGGCAACGGCAUUGUUGGAACAGUGGUGAAAGCCCGAGACAAAUACCGCCACCCGGCCUGUUUCGUGUGCUCAGACUGUGGCAUGAACUUGAAGCAGAAGGGCUACUUCUUUGUGGAUGGACAGAUGUACUGUGAAACCCAUGCUCGAAUCAGAAUGGCUCCACCUGAGGGACACGACCUAAUUUCUGUAUAUCCCACUGCUUAGAGGCAUGGCACAACUCAAACUUCACUUAAGUUAAAUUAGUUCAUGCAAAAAUGAAAAUUCUGUCAUUAUUUACAUACCCUGAUUUAAUUCCAAACUUAUGACUUUCUUUCUACUAUGGAACACAAAAGGAUGUAUUUUAAAGAAUGCCACAAUUUUUGAUUUUCAUACAAUAGCAGAUGAAAGUGACUAGUGACUCACCCUAACACUCAAGAAACCACCCAAAAGUGUCAUAUUGCAAGUUUUCUAAAGGAUUAGAAUCAUUAUGUAUGAAAAGACCAAAAAUUAAGUCGUUAUUCACUCUAAAGUCCAAUCAUUGAACAACUCGUAAUCAUGACAUUUAGUCAUAAGAUAAGCAAUGAGGUUUGAUGUUAUUGACGUGUUAGCAUAUUUGAUAUAAGCAAUGUUUAUGAGUUGAUCAAUGGUUUGGAUUUGAGAGUGAAUAACUAAAUUUUGGUCUGUUCAUCAUACAAGGUGAUCAUACGACUUUUAGAAGACUUGGAAUAAGACACACGAGUUGCAUGGACUACAUUUAUGACACUUUUGGGUGAUUUUUUUAACUAUUAAAGUGAUUCACUAUCAACUGCUAUUGUCUGGAAAUCAGUGAUUGUGCCUUAUUUAAAAAUAUAUCCUUUUGAAGUUCAGCAGAAUAAAGAAAGUCAUAUGGGCACAGAGUUGGAGCCAGGAUAAUUUACCCGAGGGGGCAUUUGAAAUUUAGAAGUGGGCACAGAUUUGUCACUUUACUCUAAGAUGUAACGUUGCUGAAAAUGAAUUUAUUUUACAAUUGAGUUGAACAUUUAGGCUGUCAAAAAAAUGAUAUUAACUAAAUUAUAAAAACUGGUUCAAAUACAACAUUUUUACAGAGGGGACACAUUGGUAUUGCUGAGGGGACACUGCAUCCUGGUGCCCACUCCCACACAUUCAUCGAUCUGUAACUGCAUGACAUUAAAAUUACUGCAUGUUACUGCAUGACAUCAGACGGUUAUUUCCUGGAAUGAGGGUGAGUAAAUAAUGCUAGACAUUUUGAGUGAACUAUUCUUUUAACUACAGUUGAAUAAAAAAUAAAUAAAAAAGAAA